This is a messenger RNA of Dentiscutata erythropus, 1422 nucleotides long. NCBI's taxonomy places the organism in Eukaryota, Fungi, Glomeromycota, Glomeromycetes, Diversisporales, Gigasporaceae. The record is from the annotation of a GenBank genome assembly.
AUGACAACAUCCACACAAAAAGAAAUAAAUAUAUUAUUACUUGGAGAAACAGGUGUAGGAAAAUCUACGUUUAUAAACGCACUCCGUAAUUAUCUUAAAUUUAAAACUCUAGAUGAAGCAUUAUAUGGGGAGAUGGAAUUACUAAUCCCAUCAAAAUUCGUGAUAACUAAUGAAGAUUACGAAGAAACAACUAUAGAACUUGGAGAUGAUUCAAAUGAAAACUUUGAAAAUGUUGGAAUGUCAGCCACUCAAUCAUGUAGAGAAUAUAACUUCAAUUAUGAUUCGAAUACGAUUGUAAGAUUUAUCGAUAGUCCGGGAAUAGGAGAUACCAGGGGAAUUGAUAAAGACAAGGAAAACUUAGAAAAUAUUCUUAAAUUUAUUAGAAAUUAUGAUUAUCUUAAUGGGAUAUGCAUUCUUCUCAAGCCAAAUAUUCCGAGAUUGACAGUAUUAUUUAAAUUUUGUAUACAGGAAUUAUUAUCUCAUUUACAUAAGAGUGCAAAAGACAAUAUCGUUUUCUGUUUUGCUGAUUGCAGAGGAACACUUUAUCGUCCAGGUCAAACAAUACAACCACUUAAAGAACAACUCAAAAUACUUAAACAAAGAUCUAGUGUUGAAAUAAAAACAAACAAAGAGACUAUGUACUGUUUUGACAAUGAAUCAUUUCGGUUUCUAGCUGCAUCCAAAAACAAAGUGCAUUUUGAUGAUAUGGAUCGAGAAAAUUUUGCAGAAAGUUGGAAAAGAUCUGUUGCUGAAUCUGUAAGACUCCUUCAACACCUAGGCUUUCGUAACCCUCAUAAAGUACAAGAUACUUUAACACUCAAUGACGCUAGAAAUGUAGUAUUAAAUCUUGCUAGACCUCUUGCAGUCAUGCAACAGAAUAUUCAAACAAAUGUAAAAAUGGUUGAAGACCAUCAAAACGUGAUUGAUAAUUGCAUUGAAUUUAUUCAGGAACUUAAAAAAAGGUUGUAUAUCCCACGACAAUUUCUUGAACCAAAACAACAGGACAUCCCAGAAUCGGAAAGCUCCAUAAAAGGUUGCAAACAAAGGCUUAAGCAAUUAGAAAGUGAACAAAAGAAGAUAACUGAAAUUAACAUCUGCUUUGCGAAAUUUCUAAGUCAAAAUGCGAUAGUCAUAUUUAAUGAUUCUUAUGCUGAAUACCUAGAACAUUUCAUACAUGAAGAAAAAAUUAAGAAAAGUGCCGAUCCUGCUAAUUAUAAUAAUGAAAUUCUUGAAGGACUUGAAAGGACAAAAAAAGAAUAUUUGGAAAAGAUCAGGAUUAUAAAAGAAGCAAUCGAAACUAGUUAUUCCUCUGAAGAUAAAAUCACUACAGAACAUAUAGAAAGAUAUGAAAAAGAAUUAUAUCUGAUAUUAUUUGAAAAUCAAUGGGUUAACCUAUUGAAAUAUACACAAAUCAGUAUCUAA